AAGAAUUAAUAUAUUAAGGGUGUGACUAGAAUGACUAGCUGUUUUGUUACCAUUUCCAUUGUAAUCAAUUGUUUUAAUAUAGUAAGGCCCAAAGUACUGAGUUAACUUGAUUAUAGUGCUGAUCAUAACUUGUACCCUACAGUUCACACAGGUAACAUUCUAUACAUGAAUGUAAAAAACAUUAUUUGCCAAUUGAACAUAAGCAGUGGUACUUUGCCACUACAGGGGGACAGAAAUUUUUAAGAACCUUUACUCUCUGGAGGCAGUAACAUAAUGGUACUUAACAAUUUUAAACCAAAUAGUCCUGGUGGUUGUCUACUCAAAAAUUUUCUUUAAAAAAAGAACAAAUUUUCUUUAGAUUUCCCUUAAAAUAUUUCUAUAACUGUGAUCUUCUCCAGGCCUAAAAACCAUACUUAUAGAGGUUAACUAGAACAACUUUAUGGUCAUCACUCCUCCAGGAUUUUUUUUUCCGAAGUUUCCUUCUUGAGAGCUAGAUAAGGGAAAGAAUUAUGUUUUGUUUUGUUUUUUAAUGUGUCUCAAAUGUAGAAGGACAAGACUAACCUACAUAGCCUUGACAAUUAGCUGUUAUAAUAGGAUUUGCUUUCAUAUAGGCUUUGAAAAGAAUAACAGCCUUACGAUGUAAUUUACAUAGCACAAAAUUCACCCUUUUAAAGUGUACAAUUCUGUGGAUUCACAUAGUUGUGCAGCUAUUACCACUAUCUAAGAACUUUUUAAUUACCCCCCAAAGAAAUGUGCAAUUAUUCCUAUAGCCUUUUGUAGACUUUGAUGCAUCUUCAGUCUUUAAAAAAAAAAAAGGAUUUACCCUUACUUCGUAUUAUUUCAUACAAUAAAUUAGCCAGUAUCAACGUGACAAAAAAUGCUUAACAGAUUUAUUAAACUAAUCUUUCAUGAGUUUUCAGAUUUAAUCUUACAAAGCUUCCUUACUUUCUGGUACAUUAUGUGUUCCACGUUCACCUUGCACCUUCCUGCGCCAGGCAAGGGUAGGCCAACUCUGCUAGGAGCCCUGAUUAUUUUUACUGUUGUAUCUCAUUUUAGUCUUAAUAACCUUGGGAAGUGGAUUAAGCAGGACUUAGACUCAUCUCACACAAGUUGCCAGUUAAUGGAGGAAGCAAAGGGGACGUUCAGAACAUGUGCCUUGGGCAGGUAUGAAUGAAGAACCUCUUUUCACCUAGAGCAGGAGUUUGGUCACUACUAAAAUGACCCCUCUUUUGGCCUGAGGCAGGUGUAGAGCUUGAAUCUGGAGGUCAUCCAGGUCAGCUGUGUCUCGCUCACAGUCCUGUGGUAAAUGAGGUACAAGGGCCAGGAGCUGCUGUGGAAGGAAGCACACAAGCAAGUGGUAGUACAGGACCAACAGUCACUGCCACUCCUGUGAACCCCUUGCUUGGGGCUGGUAGUAGGUUGUGAAAAGCGCCAUAAGAGAAACAGGAGAGAUGUAGGGAGCUGAUGGUAGUUGAGACAUUAGUCAAGGAAAGCUAGAGGAAGUGCUACUUAUGUUCAAAACUGAAAAUGAGGAAUCAACUUUGAGAGGGGCUGGGGAAGAACUUUCCAGAUAUAUGGAACAGGAAAAAGCUGUCCAAAAGCUGGAGGGAAGUGUGGUGAGUGUCUUGAGAUGAAGUUGGAGGGACAGAAGGCGGCCAAGUCUUGAAUGUCUCUUAGGUUGUGGUAAAAACUGGUUAAGUGUAAUGGAAAGCCAUUGAAGGGUUUUAAGCAGCCUCACUGCAUGAUCUAACUCACAUUAAAAAACAAACUACAGGCUUUGAUACAGAAAAUAGAUUAUCCUUUAGAUUCUGAAAAGGAUUCAAAUGCAAGUGAUGACAAGAUGACAGAGGAGGUUGUGUCCCCUUCUGUGAGUUAUAAAUAAAUCCUUGGCAUAAAUUAAAAUCACCCUUAGAAAACUAGACAUGGCCUUUCCUUUUCAUUAUUACCCUCUGUUCUCUCAAGGGAAAUUCAAACUUUAUUUCACCACUCAGUCCUGAAGUUAUAGAACUUAAUCAUAAUUUUUUAAAUUCCUGCAAAUAAAUGCUCGGACAAGGGCAUGUAAGUGCAUUGAAGUUUGUUUCUGAAACUCAGGCUGAUCAUUCCCAAGUCUGCUCUUUCCUUAAAUUCCUUUUCGUCCUCGGGGCCCAGGUCCCUUCAGCAUGCCCUCUCAUAGAGAGGUAAGUUAGGUCGGUUCAGGCCUUGAGCUCUGCCACAUAUGUCCCAAGAUAGCUGCCCAUCUUCAAUCUCGCCUCCACUAGCUACUAUCAAUUCAGAUUUGGAAGCACUGUCCUCAGGAUGCUGGUUUUAGCUGGUCCACCGGAGAUUAUGGGGCGCUCCCAGGAGAGUUCUUUCCCACGACGACUUCGAGCCUGGCCCCUUGCCCUCCACGUGGUAGUCUGGCCUCCAGAAAGCUUCGCCCUAAAAUCAGUCCGAAGCCUAGGCCGGCUGAAGGAAAUGAAACAACACGCCAACAUCCCUCUCUUGCACACUCUUCAAGACCGUCUAGAAUACCACCUACCGGUAUUAAGAGAACAUAACCACAGGUGGCGCGGAACGCCCUCGGGCCAGAGGACAAGCCUGAGCCAAUGCGCCUGCGCCCCGGGCUGGCCGGGGGCGGAGCUUGCGUGCUGACGGAGGAGAGCCAUGCGUGGGAGCGUGCUUGCGGAACGGUUCAGGGAGUAACUGUUGCUGUGCUUCACACUUCAACGGACUUUGCUGUCUUUUUUUAACUGGUGUAACUUUAAAAAGCAGCCUAACGGCCAUACGUUGCACAUUCAGACUGCCUAUACUGUUGCGCCACGCUAAGCGUUUGUGAGUGACUGGGACUGGAGCGAAAAUGGUGGCUGGGGGCAGGGAGAACCUUUAAAAACCUGUUGGUUCCCCAAUCCCUAAUACGGAUAGAUAGACUGGUCCGUGUUCCACCCCUCGACCAGGAAUUUUUUUCUUUGGCUUCCCCCUGCUCCUGGCUCCAAAAUUCUGCAAACUCAAGAGGUAGUUCCUUAGAUGUUCAGUGUGGUUAGUACAUCGGUAGGUAUGAAAGUGAUUAAUUCAGGGACUUUGAGUUCACUGAAAUUGCAUUAUCCCUAUGAGGUUCUCAAAAUGUCAACUGUCAAGGAGCAGCUUAUUGAGAAUCUAAUUGAAGAAGAUAAAGUCUCCCGGAGUAAGAUCACCAUUGUUGGAACUGGUGCUGUAGGCAUGGCUUGUGCUGUUUGUAUCUUAUUGAAGGAUUUGGCUGAUGAGCUUGCCCUUGUGGAUGUUGCAGUGGACAGACUGAAGGGAGAAACAAUGGAUCUUCAGCAUGGCAGUCUUUUCUUUAAUACUUCAAAGUUUGUUUCUGGAAAAGAUUACAGUAUAUCUGCAAAUUCCAAAUUAGUUAUUGUCACAGCAGGUGCACGGCAGCAGGAAGGAGAAAGUCGCCUUGACCUGGUCCAACGUAAUGUGAAUAUCAUGAAAUCAAUCAUUCCUGCCAUAGUCCAAAAUAGUCCUGACUGUAAGAUGCUUAUUGUUUCAAAUCCAGGGCUUAUAUGGAAUAAAAGAAGAAAUCUUUCUCAGUAUCCCUUGUGUCUUGGGCCAAAGUGGUGUCUCAGAUGUUGUGAAGGUUAACUUGAAUUCUGAGGAGGAGGCCCUUUUAAAGAAGAGUGUAAACACACUUUGGGAUGUCCAAAAAGACCUGAUAUUUUAAAACCUUUUAAUGUUCCAUGUUUUAUAGAACAGAAGAUAGUAGACUGUAUAUUUUACAUUUUGAAAGUAUCUUCACCUGAUCUUUCAAAAAUAAAAGAACAUUGGACCUAUGACAUAACUCCAGCCUCUCAAGGCUAGAAAAAGGAAAUGGUAAAGGAAUUUCUCUAUUCUAAUGAUACUCAACCUGUACAGAUGUAAGUUAUACUUCCAAAGUAUGUCAUAUAUGUAAAAGUUGUCUCCAGGUUUAGUAGAA
Messenger RNA from Orcinus orca (killer whale), 3934 nucleotides. Its product is annotated as L-lactate dehydrogenase C chain. The record is from RefSeq and is a predicted model, not a curated record. Gene Ontology annotation, molecular function: oxidoreductase activity, acting on the CH-OH group of donors, NAD or NADP as acceptor. Gene Ontology annotation, biological process: carboxylic acid metabolic process. The transcript is spliced from 4 exons. The coding region runs from base 3004 to 3603 and encodes 199 amino acids. NCBI's taxonomy places the organism in Eukaryota, Metazoa, Chordata, Mammalia, Artiodactyla, Delphinidae.